Molecule: messenger RNA, 3778 nt
Organism: Sceloporus undulatus (fence lizard)
Lineage: Eukaryota; Metazoa; Chordata; Lepidosauria; Squamata; Phrynosomatidae
Gene: HOXB9
Product: homeobox B9
Exons: 3
Coding region: 306-1163 (285 amino acids)
Biological process (GO): regulation of transcription by RNA polymerase II; proximal/distal pattern formation; DNA-templated transcription
Cellular component (GO): nucleus
Molecular function (GO): DNA-binding transcription factor activity, RNA polymerase II-specific; RNA polymerase II cis-regulatory region sequence-specific DNA binding
Source: RefSeq, a predicted model, not a curated record
CCGGCAGUCCCGACUGUACUUUUUCUUGGCUAGGAAGUUGACGCUGGAGGAGGAGGAGGAGGAGGAAGAGAAGGGGGUUAAGCCAGAGUGUCGCCUGUGUUGAUUUUCUUGUUUUUUCCAAAACCUCUUUUCCCCCACCAUCAUCCACCCGUCCCCACUUAUAUACCUUAAUACCUAUACAGCCAGCUUAACUAGAGAUCUACUCCUUUUUUAUUCAUUUUAUUUUUUAUUGCUUUCUUUCCUGCUCGCUUGCUCGCUCGCUUUCCCCUUCAUUGAACCGUGGGGCUCUCGUAUGAUGUCCAAGAAUGUCCAUUACUGGAACUCUUAGCAAUUAUUAUGUCGACUCCAUUAUAAGUCAUGACAGCGAAGAAUCGCCUGCCGCCAAAUUCUCCUCCGGGCAGUACUCAAACUCCAGGCAAAGUAGCCACACUGAGCACCUCGAGUUCCCCUCUUGUAGCUUUCAGCCCAAAUCGUCCGUUUUCAGCGCCUCCUGGACGCCUCUGACGCCACACAGUGCUGCUAGCCUUCCUUCGGUCUACCAUCCCUACAUCCAGCACCAAAACCUCCCUGCCUCCGAUAGCAGCAGGUACCUACGGAGCUGGCUGGACCCAGUGCCCAGAACAGAAAACAUAGCCGGGCAGGGACCCGUUAAAACAGAACCGCUGCUGGGACCUCACCCGGGGGAGAUCCGUAAGCAGGGAGCGCAGGAGUACCAUGUAGACGCUGCUGCGGCUGGAAGGGAAGGGAUCGCUAGUUCCAACCAAAGGCCCAGCUUCGAGGACAAUAAAGUUUGUGAAGGAAGCGAGGACAAAAGCAGGCCAGAUCAAACCCCGGAUUUGAAGAUAGAUAAAAAUCUUGCCCAAGAAAACCGCUCGGUUCCAGAGGGACAGGGUGCCGGUGGGCGUCCUGUACAUUCUAGCUUAGAAGGUAACCCCGCAGCCAACUGGUUGCAUGCUCGCUCUUCCAGGAAGAAACGAUGCCCUUACACCAAGUACCAGACCUUGGAACUGGAGAAGGAGUUUCUGUUCAAUAUGUACCUCACCAGGGACCGUAGACACGAAGUGGCCAGGCUGCUCAACCUGAGCGAAAGACAAGUCAAAAUCUGGUUUCAGAACCGAAGGAUGAAGAUGAAGAAAAUGAAUAAGGAGCAGGGCAAAGAAUGAAGAUGCCCCGUCCUUUCUCCGCCGCCACCAUCACCACCAGCCGUCCCACUCCCUCUCUCCCUCCCUCUCCUCUCUCCCAAUUUUGGUCCCGUCUCCAAGCUAAUGUUAUAUUUAUGGGCAGCGGCUUCCCCAGCGGUGCUCCAAAACUACAGCAAAAACCAAGCCAGAACUCUUGGUCGGCAUGCCAGGAAUACAUAAUGAAUGCACCUGCUUGUUUGCAUUUCGGGUCCUCCGACAAACCCCUCAAUGUCUAAAGAUAGUGAAGAAAUAAGGCAGAUUUGGAGCACCUUUGGCUUUUGAUCCCCUCCUUCCCACCCCAAAUUAACUUAUAGCAAGAUCAUGGAUGGCAGUGCUAUGUCAUCUUUGCAUGGCUUUCAUUAAGCCACUCCAUUGCCUUGUCCCAUGCGAAGGACAUCAUUCCACCUGGAACUUCAUCCUCUGAGACAACUGCUUGGAAAUCAACCCAGUGGAGGCUUCCAGGUGGAUUGUGGCCCAGAUCUUUCCCCACCAGCUUACUUUUCUCUCCUCUAAUGGAAAGGACCAGGCCAUUUGAGAGAUCUAGAAAAGAGGCGAUGUUGGUGGAAGCAUCCUUGGAAAAGCAUGCAUCCCACCAAGUUCUGGGGUGGGUGGGUCUCACUUUCUUGAACAUUUAAAUCCUCCUCCAACUGUGUUGAACUACAGCCCUCAUAAUCCUCAACCAGUGAUGGGAAUUGUAAUCCAGUGUAAGUACACCUGCUUGAGGAAAGCUACAUGAAACAGGCUUGCCUGUUCUGGAUGAUUCUCUUUUCUAACACAAUUCACACACACACACACACACACACACACACACACACACACACACACACACACACAAAGAGAGUAAUGGCACAAUCUGUUGGCCAGCUCCCUAAUCUUUCCAAAGGGGCAUGGAAAGGAAAUCUUCCCAGUAGGCCUGAUAUUCUGAUCCGUUCCCACCAAAUUGAUCCUAACCUUUAAGGGACAAGAGAUGGGUUCGAGAAGGUUGAUAAUUUAAAAUAAAAUUGUGGGGCAAUGAUGGGGAACAACUUGGCUUUGCAAAAGUGCUUUUGUGUCUCGGCUAUUCCUAAUUUAUUGUGAACAUGGAGACUGAGAAAACCACUCGAGGGCCAAGGCUGGUGUAAGGCUGGUGGGCAUGGGGUGAGUUUCCUUCCUUUUCCUUCAUCCGAGUUUGUGCUGAGAAGUCUUAAUACUUGAAUGUCCUGGGAGACUUUGUCCUCUGCUCCUGGAGGACAAACCCAUCUCUCAUCUUCACAUGAAAACCAACUUUUGAGUGGCAUUGAAUUGAUGUGGUGGCUUUCUGGGAUGGGAGGUGUUCUCUUUCUUUUGAGUUACUUUUUCAUUGUUUACACAAAUAAUAAUAAUAAUAAUUGCCAUUUCAUACCUUUUUUUAAAAGGGAGGGAGGGGAGUCUCUCAUUCCUAAAAGUCUGACCCUCCUAGCCUUGGUGGGAAUCUAAGGAAAAGGGGAAGGAGGGGACAAGGACCCUUGUGGCACCUUUAAGACUGGUUCAGUUUUAAAUCCGUUAUAGCAGUAGUAAGCCUUAAAGGGGCCACUAGAGUCCUCUCUCUGCCUCCUCCUCCUCCCAACUUUCCUCUUUUCUACUCAAACAGACUAACACUGCUUUCCUUUUUGAAAAGUUACACGGGACUCUGGUCCCCUUACAACUAACUAAAUUAGUUUCUCUCUCCAAUCCCCCUCAAUUUGGUGGGGCUUAGGGAGGGCGAAGUAGGUAGGUAAGUAACUUUAGUACAAGAUGGUUAUAUAUGGUGUGUGAGGAUUUGAGGGAUUAAUAUUAUUAUUAUUAUUUGGUCUUUUGUUUUUAUAAAAGGGGGAAGGGGGGGAAAUGUGUUCGUGACUGUGAUUUUGUGAAUGUUUGGCUUGUUUUUUCCUGUGGCUUUUAGGAGUAUAAAAUGGAGUCUGUACAUAGUAGUUUCAGAACUGGAGAGGAAUUUACAUAUGCAAACGCACUCUUUCUGCUCUUCUUCUUCUUCUUCAUCAUCCUUUCAUUUGGAUUUACCACUUUUUUCUCUUUUAAGGAAUAAUAAUAGUGCCAUUGGGUGGCAGAAAGUUGAAGGGUGGGAGGAACCGAUGUCUGUCUUUCAGGAUCGUUCCAGACAAACAGUUGCAGUGGAGAAAUCUAAUUUCGUAGAGCGUUGUAUAGGAUUUUUUAUACCGUUUGGCUGUCCUUUAGAAAUUUGAUAGGGAUAUUUUAAUCUUUCCAAGGAGCAUGGCCUGGUUUGGAGGAUUUUCUUGAAAAUUGGAAGAAAAUACAUCUUUUAAGGGGGCUUAGAUUGGUAUUUUUUAAAAAGCUGCAUAUUAAAAAAGAAGGGGUUCGUGGGAUUUUAAAACGCAUUCCCCUCCAAAACCCUUGAAAUAGGUCCUAAAUAGCUGUGUUUGUUUUCUAUACAAGGAGGGGAGUUAACAGGGGUAACCUCUUUUAAGGUAAAAGACAAGCGCAAUCCUUUUUAUAGCUUAAAAAAAACCCCGAACUUUAUGAAAUGUUCCCUCUCUUUGUUUUUUUCCUCCUUGUAAAAAUAAUAUUGGAGUUUAGUUUGAAAUUAGGUUAUUAUUGUUAGGAUGUCUGUUGGGCUUAGGAAG